AUGGGUCAUCUGUUGACUCUGCCACCCAUCUUCUUCUUAGGCCCGUACUCCAACUUCCGUGUCGGCGCCUCUGUUCUCCUCUCGGAUGGGACAUUCCACACGGGCGCCAACGUCGAAGUCGCUGCCACCCCCGUGGGCAUCUGCGCGGAGCGGUGCGCCAUCGCCCCGAUCGUGGCCUCGAUGCCCCGUCCAGACAUGCCCAUCAUCCGCGCCAUCGGGGUCGCCACGGACAUCUUCCCGCCGGCCUCCCCCUGCGGGAUGUGUCGACAGUUUAUCAACGAGUUCGCCACCUCACGGGACCUGCCGAUCUACAUGUACGGCAAGGACGGGGUGGAGGGGGAGGUGGUACGUAUGACCAUUGGGGAGCUGUUACCGAUGAGUUUCGGACCGAAUGAUUUGGAUAGGAAUCCGGGGAAGAGUGAAGGGGUGGGCCUAGGGAAGAUACAGGAAGGGUAG
This is a messenger RNA of Fonsecaea pedrosoi CBS 271.37, 456 nucleotides long. RefSeq names its product cytidine deaminase. NCBI's taxonomy places the organism in Eukaryota, Fungi, Ascomycota, Eurotiomycetes, Chaetothyriales, Herpotrichiellaceae. The record is from RefSeq and is a predicted model, not a curated record. The transcript has a single exon. Gene Ontology annotation, cellular component: cytosol. Bases 1 to 456 code for a protein of 151 amino acids. Gene Ontology annotation, molecular function: zinc ion binding; cytidine deaminase activity.